Aspergillus homomorphus CBS 101889 is the source of this 1821-nucleotide messenger RNA. Its product is annotated as MFS transporter. Gene Ontology annotation, biological process: transmembrane transport. Lineage: Eukaryota; Fungi; Ascomycota; Eurotiomycetes; Eurotiales; Aspergillaceae. Gene Ontology annotation, molecular function: transmembrane transporter activity. The record is from RefSeq and is a predicted model, not a curated record. The transcript has a single exon. Bases 1 to 1644 code for a protein of 547 amino acids.
AUGGACAAGAUGGACAAGUCUCAACCGGGCCUGUCCUCCCAUACGGAAAACGCCUCCGCCGGCUCCUCCAGCCACAUCGACUCCACCUGUAAGGGCCGCGUCGCCGGUGGAAAGUACCUCGAGGGACUCGAUGACAGCCCCGCCGCUCAGGCGGACGGCCCCCUGCAGACCGUGGACUUCGACAUGCCGUUGACCAAGACCGAGCGUAUCGUUCAGGACGGCAACCAGUACAUCGUCCUCGACUUCGUCCCUGGAGAUAAGGAGAACCCUUUCAACUGGGAUGGCAAGUACAAGGCUUUCAUCUCUGCCUUGCUCUGUCUGAUGACCUUGUUCAUCGGUCUCGCAACUACGGCCUACAGUUCCGGAUUGGGCGACAUGGCUUCCGAUCUGGGCGUUACUUCAGAAAUCGCCCAACUGGGUCUGUUCCUCUUCAACUUCGUCUGCGCUCUUGCUCCCCUCUUCCUGGCUCCAUUCUGUGAGUUGGCCGGUCGCCGUGUCAUCUACGUCGGCGCAUACUUCUGCUUCACCAUUAUGUUCAUCGGCCUGUCCCUGGGUAAGAACAUUGGUACCAUCCUUGUCUGCCGCGCCCUGCUUGGUCUGUUCGGUUGCGUCGGCACCAUCUUGGUCGGUGGUACCUUCGGUGAUAUGUACUACCCUCAGGACCGCGCCAUUCCCGUUGCCACUUUCUCCUGGAUCGCCAUCUUCGGUACCGUGGCCGCCCCGAUCUAUGCCGGCUUCAUCGACCAAGCCCUUCACUGGCGCUGGGUGGAGGGCAUUCAGGGUCUUGCCAACAUCCCUCUCGCCCUCGUCAUCCUCUUCUUCCUCCCCGAAACCCGUGGCAGUGUCGCCCUCGGCAAACGUGCCAAGGAGCUCCGCACCCACACCGGCGACGACCGGUACGUGACCGAGAACGACCUCGAGGCGCCUUCGCUCAAGCACAUGCUGCACAACUCCUCGGUUAAGGCGAUCAAAAUGCUCGUCACCGAGCCGGUCGUGUUCGCAUUCGGUCUCUGGAUCGCCUUCGCCUGGUUCCUCACCUUCCUGUUCCUCUCGGUUAUCCCCAUCACCUUCCAGGAGAAGAAGGGCUGGAACGAGGGUGUGUCUGGUCUGCCGUACAUCGGUCUCUGCAUCGGCUGCACCAUCGGAUUCGGCCUCAACUUCUUCCAGAUUCGCAAGUACAACGAGCUAUUCCAGGCGGGCAAGGCCCGGCCUGAGUCCCGUCUGUACGGCGCCCUGUACGGUGCCGUCUGGCUCCCCAUCGGCCUGUUCAUCUACUCCUUCACCCAAUACGCGGAACUUCCCUGGAUCGCGCCCGUCAUCGCCCUGGUAUUGAUCUGCAUCGGUAUCUUCUUCAUCUUCGAGAGUUGCUACAGCUACACCUCCGACUGCUACGGCGAGAGCUCUUCCUCCGCCAUUGCCGGCCAGGGUUUCAUGCGUAACACCCUGGGUGCUGUCUCGCCCCUCUUCGCCUCGCAGUUCUUCCACAACGUCGGCAGCCAGUACGCCGGCUUGAUUCUGGCGCUGAUCGCCACCGCCCUGACUCUGAUCCCGUACGUCCUGUUCAUGUACGGACCCAAGCUGCGGCUCAAGUCCAAGUUGGCCAGCCGGGUCAGCCAUGCCGGUGAAGACCUCGAGAAGGUCUAAUGAUGUGAAAUGAACGAGAGAAAUUUGAUUUUUUUGGAUCCUGCCGGUCAGGGUUGCUUGACCAGGCCAUGUUAGCCAUGCAUUUUGUUUGAAGUACAUAAGAUCAUGCCAGGGUUUGAUGCCCUCAAUGUUUUGCACAUACAUAAAUCUAUUAUCAUAUGAAUCCAAGCAAUUUCC